Molecule: messenger RNA, 829 nt
Organism: Trichomonas vaginalis G3
Lineage: Eukaryota; Parabasalia; Trichomonadida; Trichomonadidae
Product: protein of unknown function, DUF4106 family
Exons: 1
Source: RefSeq, a predicted model, not a curated record
AUGCCACGUAAGCUACGUAAGAAUAUACGUAAGAGGAAGAGAGCAUUGAAACAUCCAAUAGUAAAACUGACACCACAACAACAGUUGCAACAACAAAUGCUGAAUGACCCCACUAUGUUGCAACAAAUGUCAAGCAAUCCUAUGCUUUUAAACCGAGUUGUUGGUGCACAGAGUGGAGGUUUAAGAGCGGCACUUUUAGCGAAAAUGGCAGGCUAUGGUGGAGCUGCAGACGGAACAGCCUAUAACCCUCAAAGUCAAAUGAAUUUGAGUUCACUCAAAAAUCAAAUAACAGAUGUCAAAAAGUCAAACAUAGACAUACAGAAGCAAAUAAGUGAAAACGAAAAGAAACUAGAAUAUGACAGACACACAAAGAAACUCAAUGAGUUAAACGUAGAGAAAAAGAAGAAAGAAGAACAACUGAAAGAACUAAGUACAGAGGAAUAUGCGAAAAAAGUGUCAGAAAAAGCAGCAGAAGUAGCAAAAAUGGAACAAGAUGUUGUAAAUUUGAAAAACCAUACUACUCGAUAUAAAGUACUGAAAGAUGAAGAGAUAAAACAAAAAGCCCUGAAGACAUAUAUGGAUAGCGAUGAGUAUAAAAAAGAAGUUGAAGCAAAUGUAAAGGCAGAAAAACUUUUACAGUUGCAAAACCAAACCGUACAGUAUGAAAACUUAGCACAAGAAAGUAAAAAUAACGACGCAGCCAUGCAAAAGGCAAUGAAAAGCGCAGAAUAUAUAAAAGCUAACAAUGACUGGUUAGAUGCCCAAGCCAACGCUAAAGCAGCCCAGCUUAUAGGGUCAAUAAGGACAAAAAUACAAGCGGAUGAAGAUA